AUGGCUAGAGCAUCUUCCUCCAAAGCAAGAAAGCAAAGGCACGAUCCACUUUUGAAAGAUCUGGAUGCAGCUCAAGGUACCUUGAAAAAAAUUAACAGAAAGAAGCUAGCACAGAGUGAAGCUACUAAUACCGAAGAUCUAAAGAAUGAAGAUGGCUAUAUAGACUCUAAAGCAUCAAGAAAAAUCCUGCAGUUAGCAAAGGAACAACAAGAUGAGAUAGAAGGUGAAGAACUUGUUGAAUCGGAAAGAAAUAAGCAACUUGAGGCCAGAUUCACUACCAUGAGUUAUAACGAUGAGGAGGAAGAAGACGAUGAAGAAGAAGACGAGUUUGGAGAAGAUAUCUCGGAUUUUGAGCCCGAGGGAGAUUUUAAAGAGGAGGAAGAAGUUGUCGAGAUUGACGAAGAGGACGCUGCAAUGUUCGAGCAAUACUUCAAGAAUUCGAACGACUUUAACUCUUUAAGCGGUAGCUAUAAUCUUGCAGACAAGAUCAUGGCUUCGAUUAGAGAAAAAGAGAAUCUAUUUGAAGGUACUCAAGAUGAUGAACCGAUUAUUGAAGAACAGAAUAUCUCAAGAGGCAAUCUAUCAUCCGGUUUGAAAAGCGGAGAGGGUGUUGCAUUACCAGAAAAAGUCAUCAAAGCAUAUACUACGGUGGGUAGUAUUCUGAAAACUUGGACACACGGUAAGCUACCAAAGUUAUUCAAGGUCAUUCCAUCUUUACGAAAUUGGCAAGAUGUUUUAUAUGUCACCAACCCGGAGGAAUGGUCACCACACGCUGUUUACGAGGCAACCAAAUUAUUUGUAUCCAAUUUAACAGCAAAAGAGUCUCAGAAAUUUAUUAAUCUAAUUCUACUGGAACGUUUUCGCGAAAAUAUUGAAACCAGUGAAGAUCACUCUUUGAACUAUCAUAUAUAUCGUGCAGUCAAGAAGUCGCUUUAUAAACCGAGUGCUUUUUUCAAGGGUUUUCUAUUCCCAUUGGUUGAAACCGGCUGUAAUGUGCGUGAAGCCACAAUUGCAGGAAGUGUACUUGCUAAAGUGUCCGUUCCAGCUCUACAUUCUUCGGCAGCCUUGAGUUAUCUCUUGAGAUUACCUUUCUCUCCACCUACGACUGUUUUUAUUAAAAUUCUGCUUGAUAAGAAGUAUGCCUUACCAUAUCAGACAGUUGACGAAUGUGUUUAUUACUUCAUGAGGUUCAGAAUUUUAGAUGAUGGUAGUAAUGGGGAAGAUGCAACAAGAGUGCUACCUGUCAUAUGGCACAAAGCUUUCUUGACAUUUGCACAACGUUACAAGAACGAUAUUACUCAAGAUCAAAGAGAUUUCUUAUUGGAAACCAUUCGUCAAAGGGGUCAUAUGGAUAUUGGUCCUGAAAUUAGAAGAGAACUAUUAACAGGCUCUAGCAGAGAGUUUGUUGGCUCUCAAGAAGCUAACGAUGAUUUAAUGAUUGACGUCAAUUAG
This is a messenger RNA of Saccharomyces kudriavzevii IFO 1802, 1452 nucleotides long. It is a transcript of the gene ENP1, whose product is annotated as snoRNA-binding rRNA-processing protein ENP1. The record is from RefSeq and is a predicted model, not a curated record. The coding region runs from base 1 to 1452 and encodes 483 amino acids. Gene Ontology annotation, biological process: rRNA processing. Gene Ontology annotation, molecular function: snoRNA binding. Gene Ontology annotation, cellular component: cytoplasm; preribosome, small subunit precursor; nucleolus. Lineage: Eukaryota; Fungi; Ascomycota; Saccharomycetes; Saccharomycetales; Saccharomycetaceae. The transcript has a single exon.